This is a messenger RNA of Crotalus tigris (Tiger rattlesnake), 9477 nucleotides long. It is a transcript of the gene ITPR2, whose product is annotated as inositol 1,4,5-trisphosphate receptor type 2. The transcript has 55 exons. Bases 209 to 7909 code for a protein of 2566 amino acids. Gene Ontology annotation, molecular function: inositol 1,4,5 trisphosphate binding; inositol 1,4,5-trisphosphate-gated calcium channel activity. NCBI's taxonomy places the organism in Eukaryota, Metazoa, Chordata, Lepidosauria, Squamata, Viperidae. Gene Ontology annotation, biological process: calcium ion transmembrane transport. Gene Ontology annotation, cellular component: endoplasmic reticulum; membrane. The record is from RefSeq and is a predicted model, not a curated record.
CAACUCUAUUAUUCUGUUAAUAACGCAUAUUGGACAUAUUAACUUGCAGCACGCAGCUGAACUGGAACAGAAGCAGAACGAAUGUGAGAACCGGAAGUUGCUGGGGGAAAUUGUAAAAUACAGCAAUGUGAUCCAGCUCCUUCAUAUCAAGAGCAACAAGUACCUUACCGUCAAUAAGAGGUUGCCAGCCUUGCUGGAAAAGAAUGCCAUGCGGGUGUCUUUGGAUACGGCCGGGAACGAAGGCUCCUGGUUCUACAUCCAGCCCUUUUGGAAACUGCGAAGCGAAGGGGACAAUAUUGUUGUCGGAGACAAAGUUGUCCUGAUGCCGGUUAAUGCUGGACAACCGCUACACGCCAGCAACAUAGAGCUCUUAGAUAAUCCAGGAUGCAAGGAGGUGAAUGCAGUCAAUUGUAACACCAGUUGGAAAAUCACCUUGUUCAUGAAAUUUAGUUGCUACAGAGAAGAUGUGCUUAAAGGGGGAGAUGUUGUCAGGCUGUUCCAUGCCGAACAGGAGAAGUUUCUGACCUGCGACGAAUACCAGCAGAAGCAGCACAUUUUCCUUCGCACAACUUUGCGGCAAUCAGCCACUUCAGCAACCAGUUCUAAAGCCUUGUGGGAAAUAGAGGUGGUGCAUCACGAUCCUUGUCGCGGUGGGGCAGGACAGUGGAACAGCCUAUUCAGAUUUAAGCACCUGGCAACUGGCAACUAUUUGGCUGCUGAAGUGGCUGAGAAUGAAAGAGAGAAGAAGAGACAAAAUCUUAAUCCUCACUACCCAGAUGGCUGCAAUGGGGAGAAGAUCCUGAAGGAGAACGAGCUUCUAACCUCAAAGAAGAAACGGCAAGCGGGAGAGAAGAUUAUGUACACUCUGGUGUCUGUCCCUCAUGGAAAUGACAUUGCCUCUCUAUUUGAACUGGAUGCGACCACUUUGCAAAGGGCGGACUGCCUGGUUCCAAGGAAUUCAUAUGUACGGCUGAGGCAUCUUUGCACCAACACUUGGGUGACCAGCACUAGUAUUCCAAUUGACAAAGAUGAAGAAAGGCCUGUAAUGUUAAAGAUUGGAACCUGCCAAACAAAGGAAGACAAAGAAGCCUUUGCCAUCGUGUCUGUUCCUCUGUCGGAGGUCAGAGACUUGGACUUUGCAAAUGAUGCCAACAAGGUUUUAGCCUCGAUGGUCAAAAAUCUGGAGAACGGCUCGGUAACUCAAAAUGAAAGGAGGUUUGUCACUAAGCUCUUGGAAGAUCUCAUUUUCUUUGUGGCGGAGGUGCAGAACAACGGCCAAGAGGUUUUGGACGUGGUGGUGAUUAAACCCAAUCGAGAGAGGCAGAAAUUAAUGAGGGAACAGAAUAUAUUGGAACAGAUUUUUGGAAUAUUGAAAACCCCGUUUAAAGAGAAAGCUGGCGAGGGAGCCAUGUUGAGAUUGGAAGACUUGGGAGACCAGAGAUACGCCCCAUACAAAUACAUGCUUAGACUUUGCUACAGAAUCCUUCGUCAUUCUCAACAGGACUACAGAAAAAACCAGGAAUACAUUGCUACCAAUUUCUGCAUCAUGCAGUCUCAAAUUGGCUAUGAUAUCUUGGCAGAAGACACGAUCACAGCUUUGUUGCACAACAACAGGAAGCUGCUGGAGAAACAUAUCACAGCUAAAGAAAUCGAGACAUUUGUGAGUUUACUCAGGAGGAACCGAGAGCCAAGGUUCUUGGAUUAUCUCUCCGACCUGUGUGUUUCCAACACAGCCGCCAUCCCCGUCACUCAGGAGCUCAUCUGUAAAUACAUGCUGAGUCCAGGAAAUGCGGACAUCCUCAUUCAGACCAAAUUGGUGUCCAUGCAAAUGGAGAACCCCUUGAAUUGCUCCUCCCUUUCGGACGAUAUGGAAGAAGAAGAGGUGUGGUUAUACUGGAUUGACAGCAACAAGGAGCCCCAUGGGAAAGCCAUCCGACACCUGGCUCAGGAAGCGAAGGAGGGCACCAAAACUGAUUUAGAGGUCCUUACUUAUUACAGGUAUCAAUUGAACCUCUUUGCAAGGAUGUGUUUGGAUCGCCAAUAUUUGGCUAUAAAUCAAAUUUCCACCCAGCUGUCCGUGGAUUUGAUCUUACGGUGCAUGUCGGACGAAAGCCUGCCUUAUGAGCUGCGAGCAUCAUUUUGUCGUUUAAUGUUACACAUGCACGUCGACAGAGAUCCUCAAGAGACGGGGGUGCCUGUGAAGUACGCCAGGCUGUGGACUGAAAUCCCUACCAAGAUUACUAUCCAUGAGUAUGACUCCUUCACCGAUUCAUCCCGAAAUGACAUGAAGAGGAAAUUUGCUUUUACGAUGGAAUUUGUAGAAGAUUACUUAAAAGAAGUUGUUAACCAGCCUUUCCCUUUUGGAGACAAGGAGAAGAACAAGCUGACAUUUGAGGUGGUGCACCUGGCCCGCAAUCUCAUAUACUUUGGUUUUUAUAGUUUCAGUGAACUCCUCAGACUGACCAGAACGCUACUGGCUAUCCUCGAUAUUGUACAAGCGCCCAUGUCAUCCUACUUUGAAAGAUUAAGCAAAUUUCAGGAUGGAGGAAACAAUGUGAUGCGAACCAUUCAUGGGGUGGGAGAGAUGAUGACUCAAAUGGUCCUCAGUCGGGGGUCUAUUUUUCCUGCCUCUUUACCUGAUAUUCCCCCAAGCGUCCACCGAAGCAAACAACCCAACCUUGUGGACAGCGAAGACGUCACUGUGAUGGACACCAAGUUAAAAAUUAUCGAGAUUUUACAGUUUAUUCUUAGCGUCCGCCUUGACUAUCGAAUAUCCUACCUGCUGUCUAUUUACAAGAAGGAAUUUGGGAAGAACAAUGAAAACAUUGACAAUUCCACAACGCCGCCCCCCGACUCACCAACUAUCACCUCAGCUGUCCCUGAGAUAGAUGAAAUUGCUGCAGAAGCAGAAACCAUGUUUGCUGGCAGGAAGGAAAAGAACGCCGUGCAACUGGACGACGAAGGGGGCAGGACGUUUCUGCGAGUCCUGAUUCAUCUUAUAAUGCACGAUUACCCUCCUUUGCUCUCAGGAGCCCUGCAACUCUUGUUUAAGCACUUCAGUCAGAGAGCAGAAGUGCUGCAAGCAUUUAAGCAGGUCCAAUUGCUGGUGUCUAACCAAGACGUGGACAGUUACAAGCAAAUUAAAGCUGACCUUGACCAGCUAAGACUGACUGUGGAAAAAUCAGAACUUUGGGUCCAAAAAAGCAGUAAUUAUGAAAAUGGUGUAUUGGGUGAAAAUCAAACAAAAGGAAGCGAUGAACCUAUAGAAGAUUCAAGCAUGUUAAGUCCAGUCCAGGAUGGGAGUAAGAAACCUCAGAUCGAUACCAAUAAGAGUAACAACUAUAAUAUAGUUAUGGAGAUUUUGAUCCGAUUACGGGGGCUCUGCAUUCAAAAUAAAAAAUGUCGAAAUCAGCAGCAGCGCUUGCUGAAAAAUAUGGGAGCCCACAGCGUUGUGUUGGAUCUUCUUCAAAUCCCCUACGAGAAGACUGACCAAAAGAUGAAUGAAAUUAUGACCUUAGCUCACCUCUUUCUUCAGAACUUCUGUCGUGGCAACCCUCAGAAUCAAAUCCUUCUUCAUAAACACCUCAACCUAUUCUUAACCCCUGGGCUUCUGGAGGCUGAAACCAUGCGGCACAUAUUCACCAACAAUUACCAUCUGUGCAAUGAGAUUAGCGAGCGGGCGGUGCAGCAUUUUGUCCACUGCAUAGAAACGCACGGCCGCCAUGUUGAAUAUCUGCGUUUUUUGCACACCAUUGUCAAGGCCGAUGGGAAAUACGUCAAGAAGUGCCAGGAUAUGGUUAUGACAGAGCUGGUCAAUGGAGGUGAAGAUGUCUUGGUGUUCUACAAUGACAGAGCGUCUUUCCCAGCCCUCCUUCAAAUGAUGUGCUCGGAGCGAGACCGCGUAGACGAGAGUGGACCUCUGGUUUACCACAUCACCCUGGUGGAACUGUUGGCAGCCUGCACAGAAGGCAAAAACGUCUACACUGAGAUCAAAUGCAAUUCUCUCCUUCCUUUGGAUGACAUCGUGCGAGUGGUGACGCAUGAUGACUGCAUACCUGAGAUCAAGAUUGCAUAUGUCAACUUUGUCAAUCACUGCUACGUGGACACUGAAGUGGAAAUGAAGGAAAUCUACACCAGCAACCACAUCUGGAAGCUGUUUGAGAAUUUUCUGGUUGACAUGGCAAGGGUUUGUAACACCAAUACAGACAGGAAACAUGCUGAUUUAUCUCUCGAAAAAUAUGUCACCGAGCCAGUAAUGAGUAUAGUCAGCGGCUUUUUCAGUUCUCCGUUUUCAGACAACAGCACAAGCCUCCAGACACACCAGCCUGUUUUCAUCCAGCUGCUGCAAUCUGCCUUCAGAAUUUACAACUGUACUUGGCCAAACCCAGCUCAAAAGUCUUCAGUGGAAUCUUGCAUCAAAACAUUAGCUGAAGUCGCCAAGAACCGUGGCAUUGCGAUCCCAGUGGACCUGGAUAGCCAAGUGAAUACGUUGUUCAUGAAGAGUCACACCAACAUGAUCCAAAGAGCAGCCAUGGGUUGGCGGAUGUCUGCUCGUAGCGGCCCCCGCUUUAAAGAACCCCUUGGGGGACCUUCGUGGGAUUAUAGGAACAUCAUUGAGAAGUUACAGGACGUAGUGGCCUCCUUGGAAGAGCAAUUCAAUCCCAUGAUGCAAGCUGAAUUUUCUGUGCUGGUUGAUGUCUUACGGAGCCCUGAACUUCUCUUCCCGGAAGGGAGUGAUGCUAGAAUUAGAUGUGGAGCCUUCAUGUGCAAGUUGAUAAAUCAUACCAAACGGCUAAUGGAGAAGGAAGAAAAACUCUGCAUCAAAAUCCUCCAGACUUUGCGGGAAAUGCUUGACCAGAAAGAUAGCUUCGUUGAAGAGGGCAGCAACCUGCGAAAAAUACUUCUCAAUUGUUAUUUUAAAGGAGACUAUGGAGGGAGCAUCAACGGUCCUCUGUCUAGCAACUACGGCAAACCCCUGCAAAGUGGAGGGACCUUUUCGGGACAAGAUGUGGACAAGGCCGGAGCCUCCAUGCAUGACAUCCAAUGUCUUUUGGAUAAAGAAGGAGCUUCAGAACUGGUCACCGAUGUCAUUGUUAGUACCAAAAAUGACCGGAUAUUCUCUGAGGCCAUCUUGCUUGGCAUUGCGUUGCUCGAAGGAGGAAACACCCAAAUUCAGUAUUCUUUUUAUCAACAAUUAAACGAACGGAAAAAAUCCGAAAAGUUUUUUAAAGUUUUGUACGAUCGGAUGAAAACAGCUCAGCAGGAAAUUCGGUCCACGGUGACGGUAAACACAAUUGAUUUGAGCAGCAAAAAGAAGGACGAGGAAACAGACGUGACCCUGUCAGCUCCAAAGAAGAGAGUGAGGGAUUCCAACCUGCAUCUGAAGGAAGGAAUGAAAGGACAAUUGGCGGAAGCUUCCACGGCAACAUCCAAAGCUUACUGCGUGUAUCGCAGAGAAAUGGACCCGGAAACCGACCUCAUGGGUCCAGGGUCAGAUGCGGGAUGGGCGGAUGAAAAAUCUUCCGAAGAAAUGGCCAUGAGUCCCGCCAUUGUGAUCAUGCAACCCAUCUUGAGGUUUCUCCAGUUACUGUGUGAGAAUCACAAUCGAGAACUUCAGAACUUUUUAAGAAACCAGAACAACAAGACCAACUACAACCUAGUGUGUGAGACCCUUCAGUUUUUGGAUUGCAUUUGCGGAAGUACCACAGGCGGGCUAGGACUUCUGGGCCUAUACAUCAAAGAAAAAAAUGUAGCUUUGGUGAAUCAAACCCUUGAAAGUUUGACUGAGUACUGUCAAGGCCCUUGCCAUGAAAAUCAGACCUGCAUAGCCACCCAUGAGUCCAACGGCAUUGACAUAAUCAUCGCCCUGAUCCUUAAUGAUAUCAAUCCUCUUGGAAAAUAUCGGAUGGACCUGGUGCUACAGUUGAAGAAUAAUGCCUCUAAGCUUUUGCUGGCUAUCAUGGAAAGCAGGCACGACAGCGAAAAUGCAGAAAGAGUCCUUUUCAACAUGAGACCAAAAGAGCUGGUGGACGUGAUGAAGAACGCGUACAACCAGGGAGUGGAGAGCGAUCAGGAAGAGGAGAAUGGUGAAGAGAGUAUUUCACCAAAAGAUGUUGGGCAUAAUAUCUAUAUAUUAGCUCACCAGUUGUCCCGUCACAAUAAAGCAUUACAACACAUGCUGAAGCCUGGGGCAGAUCCAGAAGAAGGAGAUGAAGCUUUGAAGUAUUACGCCAACCACACCGCUCAAAUUGAGAUUGUCCGCCACGACAGAACCAUGGAACAAAUAGUAUUUCCCGUGCCAAACAUUUGUGAAUUCCUCACUCACGAAUCAAAAUGCCGGGUGUUCAAUACCACCGAAAGAGACGAGCAAGGAAGCAAAGUAAACGACUUUUUCCAGCAGACCGAGGAUCUGUAUAAUGAAAUGAAGUGGCAGAGAAAAAUUAGGAAUAAUCCAGCAUUAUUUUGGUUCUCUCGACAAAUUUCUCUCUGGGGAAGCAUAUCGUUCAACCUGGCCGUUUUCAUCAAUCUAGCCGUCGCCCUCUUCUAUCCGUUUGGAGAUGAUGGCGAUGAAGGCACCCUCUCUCCGUUGUUUUCCAUUGUCCUCUGGAUAGCUGUGGCCAUCUGCACGUCUCUCCUUUUCGUUUUCCCCAAACCUGUUGGAAUCCGCCCGUUUUUGGUCUCGGUUAUGCUCAGGUCUAUAUAUACCAUUGGUUUGGGGCCCACGCUGAUUCUCCUGGGUGCCGCUAACCUUUGCAACAAGAUUGUAUUUUUGGUGAGCUUCGUUGGGAACCGUGGGACGUUCACCCGUGGAUACCGAGCCGUCAUCAUGGACAUGGCUUUUCUCUACCAUGUGGCUUAUGUUUUGGUCUGCAUGCUGGGCCUCUGUGUGCAUGAAUUUUUUUACAGCUUCUUGUUAUUUGACUUGGUAUACCGAGAGGAGACUUUGCUGAAUGUCAUCAAAAGUGUCACGCGGAAUGGGCGGUCCAUUAUCCUGACAGCUGUCCUAGCUCUUAUUUUGGUCUAUCUCUUCUCCAUUGUUGGGUUCUUGUUUCUGAAGGAUGACUUCAUCAUGGAUGUGGAAAGACUGAAAAAUAAAACCUCCAUUACAGACAGCAGCACCGUCUCUACCACAAGCUUAACAACAAUGGUGGAAACCUGCUCAAUAGAGAAUUGCAGUGUUGCGGUACCAACCAUCAAAUCAGGUGAAGAUAGCGAUGAGGACAGGAUUGAGAGGACUUGUGACACUUUGCUGAUGUGUAUCGUGACCGUGUUGAACCAAGGACUGAGAAACGGUGGAGGAGUGGGGGAUGUUCUUCGGAAGCCAUCCAAAGAGGAGCCGCUGUUUGCUGCUCGGGUGGUUUAUGAUCUCCUGUUUUAUUUCAUUGUCAUCAUUAUCGUUCUGAACCUCAUUUUUGGAGUCAUCAUCGAUACGUUUGCGGACCUCAGAAGCGAAAAGCAGAAGAAAGAAGAGAUUUUGAAGACGACCUGUUUCAUCUGUGGGCUGGAGCGGGAUAAGUUUGACAACAAGACGGUUUCAUUCGAGGAACACAUCAAGUCAGAACACAACAUGUGGCACUAUCUAUAUUUUAUCGUUCUGGUCAGAGUGAAAGACCCAACGGAAUAUACUGGACCCGAAAGUUAUGUGGCCCAAAUGAUUGCGGAAAAAAACUUAGAGUGGUUUCCCCGGAUGAGAGCUAUGUCCCUGGUCAGCAACGAAGGGGAUAACGAACAGAACGAAAUCAGGAAUCUGCAAGAAAGGUUGGAGUCCACCAUGAGUUUGGUCAAGCAGCUUUCCAGCCAACUAGCUGAGCUUAAAGAACAGAUGACAGAACAAAGGAAAAACAAGCAGCGGCUAGGCUUUUUGGGAUCCAACGCUGCUCACGUGAACCAUCACACUUCAACACAUUGAUAAAGCCCGGAUUGUGACAGGCCUUUUCCUCAGUAUUCUCCCUGGAUCACAAGGCCGAAGAGCUGAGGCUGGAAGGACUGAACGGGGCUCCUUGUUACCCAGCUUUCGACAAAGUGCCAAAAUGCUAAGUGGCUGAGCUCUGGGAACAAUCUGUCACGGUGUUUUAUGGUUGAAAGGGUUUAACCCCUACAGAGCAUGCAAAGCAGGCCCUAAUCUUCAUUUUUGCUCAAUAAACAAACAAAUUAAAAGGGGAGGGGCUCCGUUGGUGCUCUCGCCUUUCAGCUGGGCUUAAUUUUUGUUUUAUUUUUUUUAAAUCUUGUCUUUCUCCAGAGGUUGGCAGGGAAGAAGCCAAAUUUGGUUGCGUUGUGUGAAUGCCGUUCAAAGAAACUUUCUAACGCCAGCAACUUAACCGAGGGAGCUGUCGAUUAACACAAAAUGCAGCAGCGUGAUUAAAAAAAAAAUCUCUCAAAAGUUCUCUUUUGGUCACUUUAGCUGGCUAAUGUCAUUUGUCAUGUUUGCAGGGCGUUUUGCCCUUUGUUAAAGACAAACAAAUGAAUGUAAACAUGCCCUAGCAAAUUAAUUGGCAUGAGGGAAUGAGCAAAGCCAUCUCCUUCAUCAGCCAUCAAUGUUUUUUGCUUUUUAAAGAGGAUCGAACGCUAGAAACAUUUCUGCUGUCUGCUGUACAAUUCCCCAAAUCCAAUGCAAUGAAUCCGUAGCUUUAAAUUCUUUACGUUUAGGAAUGUAGCCCCCCCCCCAAGGACACAAGAACAGAAUACUCUAUUCACCAAGAGAAUUGUAUCGAAUUUAUAUCAUUGCUUGUGGAUUUAGCUCUUGUACUCUCAGUGUGGCUGCCACUGGAAAUUCCAAACAAUGGCCUUUUAAUCUAUAGUUCAAACCAAGAAUGAGAUUAAGGAGAGAAAGAACUACUUCAUAAAACUUUUAGCAUCAAGGUCUAAAUUCAGGAGGGCAGGCAGGUUUGAAAUAUCUGUGUAAGAACAACUGCAAGUGGAUCCUUGUUUGUAAAGCGCACCAAAAAUGGACUUUCCUGCUUCUCCUUUUUCAGUUUCUGAGCAAGAUCUCGUCAAAACGGAUCCACAACUGUGUUGACCUACUGAGAGAGGAAUAUACAAGUUGUUCUUCAUCUUUUCAUUCUACUUAGCCUGUUCUCCUUGUAGAAGAGAGGACUUGAGCUACAAUACUCAGAAUAUCGAUUCAACAUUGUAGUUUUUACUGCUGCAAUGUCAGGAGAGUUAUCUCAGAGGCAGGAUUUAAUUCCCAAAUCCCGGUUGUAAAAAUCUAAGUGAAUGAUGGAUCGUAGCAGCAGUAAUUUUAUUACCGUAAAGUGUCUUCCAAAUUUUUGAGGGUCAGUUCUGCCAGCCAUAGAUUAUCCUCCUGGAAAACAAUUUAUGCCCGAGAGACUUUAAGAGCUAAACUAACUUCCAUCAACUGGAGUGAAAUGCAUUCAUUUAAGGUUAAAUGUUGGUAAAUCUGGGUCUUCCUUGUGUGACUAUAAUUUUAGUUUGUUUAUUUUUUAAAAAAAGCUUCUUAGUAAAAAUGCUGAUAAAGGA